AUGGCUCCAAACGUGAACACGCGCACGAAUUUCCGGCCACGGCCGCUGGAUGUGCAGCGCAAGCUGACCAUCGUGCGCAACAGGUCGGAGCUGGACGCGAGGGACGAGGGGGAUGGCCAGGGCGGCGACCAGGCAACCGUGCUCACGGGGGACGACACGCGGCCCGCCGGCAAGGGCGCCGCGCACCACCCUGAGUCAGGGGCCCCGGUGCAGCAAAGCAAGAACCCGGACGCCGAGGCGCAGGCCGCCGUGGCGGCCGCGACGCACGCGGACCACGGCGCGGCGGGCAAGGUCGUGGAGAUCCCGGUGCCGGCGAUCCGGCAGGUUCCGACGUACGAGGGCGACUACAAGCCGACGUUCCGUCCGCCGCGCACGUACCUGCGGAGACGCGGGGUCGGGGGGUUCCGGUCGGAGAUUUACAUCAACUACGACCUGGACGCGCAGGAUGUGGAGUGGCUCGACAAGUUCAACGCGGGGCAGAACCGGCUGGCGCCGGACAAGAUGGAGGCGAUGAUGUUCCGCCUCGAGAUGCUCAACAAGCGCAUGACCGAGGACGCGCUGCUCAUGGCCGGCGCGUCCCUCACCGAGCGGCAGUCCCACCAGGCGUGCGCCAUCACCAGCCACCUCACCGACGACAUCGCCAUCGGCGCGCUCGUCGAGGCCAUGGGCCUGCGGCCCGUCGUGUGCCGCCAGGUCGUCAAGUACUGGCGCCAGAAGCGCUCCAAGUUCGGCAAACCCUUUAUUCGGGAGCUCCAGGCCCCGACCAACCCUCAGGACCCCAACCCCAUGCACUGCUUCCGCGCGCGCGAGAAGGCGCACCGCCCGCAGACGCGGCGGCGCCGCGAGAACGACGUGCGCAGCUUCGAGAAGCUCCGCGAGAUGCGGGACAACAUGGCGCAGGCGCUGGCCAUCCUGGAGCAGGUGGUCAAACGCGAGCACCUGAAGCGCGAGCUCGUGCGGGUCGACAUGGGGUUCAAGUCGUACCAGAUGGCGCUCAGCAUGCACAACCGCGACCAGCACGCGCAGAUCGAACGGAACUUCCAGGCCCAGCUCGGUAACCGACAGCGCGAGGCGUUCGGGGAGCCGGACCGCGCGUCGCUGGUGCCGCCGCCGCCCGUGCCGCGGAACCUCGUGUCGCGGGACGCGAUCCGGCGGGUGAUUGCGGCGCGCGUCAGCCGCGAGGGCGCGCUGCGGUCCGUGGCCGCUGCGGGGCCGCCUCCGACGGAGCCGGACCCGACGGCCGCGUUCCUGCUCGAGCAGCUGCCGGAGGCGCACGUGGAGAAGGCGCUCGAGGGGCUGCCGGAGGGCGUGCCGCGGAGGGCGGUCCGGGCGAGGGUUGGCCGCGGCGGGAGGAUCGUGCUGGACAGGUGCAACCCUCUGCGCCCGGACCUGCCGUUCGAGAGCAUGGGCGCGGACGGGCCGAUGAUGAUGGGGCUGAGCGCUGUAAAUAACGGCGGCUGA
Pedinophyceae sp. YPF-701 is the source of this 1461-nucleotide messenger RNA. The record is from the annotation of a GenBank genome assembly. NCBI's taxonomy places the organism in Eukaryota, Viridiplantae, Chlorophyta, Pedinophyceae.